Molecule: messenger RNA, 492 nt
Organism: Carcharodon carcharias (great white shark)
Lineage: Eukaryota; Metazoa; Chordata; Chondrichthyes; Lamniformes; Lamnidae
Product: histone H2A-like
Exons: 1
Coding region: 1-492 (163 amino acids)
Cellular component (GO): nucleosome
Molecular function (GO): protein heterodimerization activity; structural constituent of chromatin; DNA binding
Source: RefSeq, a predicted model, not a curated record
AUGUCUGGAUGGGGAAAUGAUGGCGGCAAGGCUCUGGCCAAGGACAAGUGCCGUUCAGCCCGGGACAGUCUGCACUUCCCUGCGGGCCGUGCUCUUAGAUUCUUGUGUAAGGGGAACUCGGCUGAGCGUGUGGGUGCCGGAGCACCGGUCAAUCUGGCUGCUGUGCUUGAGUAUCUGACCGCUGAAAUCCGCGGACUGGCCGGUAACGCGGCCAUCGGGACAACAAGAAGAGCCUCAUCAUCCCCGGACACUUGCAGCUGUCCGUCCGCAACGAUCAGGAACUCAACAAGCUGCUGGGAGGUGUCACCAUCGCUCAGGGCGUGGGAGGGUGGGGGUGGAUUGCCUCCUAUCCAGGCCCGGCUGCUAUCCAGGAAAAAACAGCGCUGUGAGCUCCAAGAGCAAGUGAAGUGGACAAAGUUUCACCUGAUAAAUCCCAAAAGGCCGUUUUCAGAUCCACCCACUAUCUGUGUGAAAAGGCGGGUUACUGUCUGA